This is a messenger RNA of Malaya genurostris, 5265 nucleotides long. Its product is annotated as probable multidrug resistance-associated protein lethal(2)03659. Gene Ontology annotation, cellular component: membrane. Gene Ontology annotation, molecular function: ATP binding; ABC-type transporter activity; ATP hydrolysis activity. The transcript is spliced from 7 exons. The record is from RefSeq and is a predicted model, not a curated record. Lineage: Eukaryota; Metazoa; Arthropoda; Insecta; Diptera; Culicidae. Gene Ontology annotation, biological process: transmembrane transport. The coding region runs from base 496 to 4626 and encodes 1376 amino acids.
AGUCGAAGCCGGUUCUGCCAAGUAGCUGGUGCUGUCGUUUGCUACUCGCACUUAUAGUGAUACCAAUCGUACCAGUACAGUGUGAUACAUGUGAAAUGCACAUACUUAGUAGUUGAUGAGUAGGCAGUUUUUUUUUCACUACUUCCAUGCCACAUUUCUGAUUUAGUGAUAUUCUAAGAGUGAUUGCCGAUAUUCGUUUUAAAAUUAAAGGAGUUGAAUCUGUUUUCAGCCGAAAAAUCGAGAAAGCCUAAUGUGGGUGAAGCAGCAAUGUGUUUGUUGAACUCAAUUUGAUCAGUGAAAUGUCGGAAGAAUUUCUUCAUAGUUACGACAAAAGUGAAAAACCUGUUCUUGGUGAUUUUUGCGAACGAGAGAAGCUCAUUCUUGGUGUGCUUAUUAGUUGCUCUUUUUUUCGUAAGUCCGUAGUGUAAAUUGGCAGCUUUAUUGUGCAAGUGAAGAUUCAUCUCCAUUAAGCCGAUCAUCUCCGAGCGCUGAAUCAUGGAGGGGCAAAAGCAGGCUGUCCUCCCGGUUUGUCCCGCUGAGAAAGCCAACUUCGUUUCGUACAUCGUGUUCGGUUGGGUGAUUCCGAUCUUCUACAAAGGUUACAAGAAAGAACUGGGCCCGGAGGACAUGUACCAGCCCAUGAAAACUCACAAAUCGGACUCGUUAGGGAAUCAGCUGUGCCAGGCAUGGGAAGAUGAAGUAGCCAACAAACGGGCGAAAGGAAAAACUCCGAGUCUCAUGCGGGCGAUGAUCAAAGUGUUUGGCUGGAACAUAGCUUUGCUGGGACUAAUACUGUUUGUGCUCGAGAUGGCAUUCAAAUUGACUCAACCGAUCUUUCUCGGGGCCCUUGUGGGUUACUAUUCCCAACAAAAUGGCAACAUUAACGAUGCUUAUCUGUACGCUGCUGCAGUCGUUUUAUGCAGUGCUAUCAGUGUACUGUUUAUGCACUCCUACAUGUUAUCUCAACUGCACUUAGGAAUGAAACUGCGGAUCGCUGCCUGCAGUAUGAUCUACCGGAAAUCGUUGCGACUGAGUAAGACGGCACUGGGAGACACGACGGCCGGGCAGGUGGUAAAUCUUCUAUCGAACGAUGUCGGACGGUUGGAUUUAGCCGUCCUGUUUGUGCAUUACUUGUGGAUUGGUCCGGUGGAGACUAUCGUGGCGACCUAUUUGAUGUACCGGGAAAUUGGAAUAUCCGCAGUAUUUGGUGUUAUAUUUCUGUUACUGUUCAUUCCGCUGCAAGCCUACCUGGGCAAGAAAACCUCAGUACUGCGUCUCCAAACAGCGCUACGAACGGACGAACGGGUUCGAUUGAUGAACGAGAUUAUCCAGGGAAUCCAGGUGAUCAAGAUGUACACAUGGGAAAAGCCGUUCGCCAAACUUGUUGCCAUGGCUAGAAAGAAGGAAAUCAAAGUCAUCCGCUACGUUUCAUAUAUCAAGGGUAUCCUGCUUUCGUUCAUUAUGUUCACCACCCGUGUAUCAAUCUUUAUCAGUUUGAUUGCAUACGCACUGCUGGGUAACUUCGUAACAGCGGAGAAAGCAUUUGUUAUAACGGCAUACUACAACAUCCUACGAGCUACGAUGACCAUCUUCUUUCCGCAAGGAAUCGCUCAGUUUGCGGAAGCCGUUGUAUCCGUCGGCCGAAUUCAAAAAUUCAUGUCCUACGAAGAAGUGGAAUCUGCACUAGGCGUAUCGAUGACCGAUCCAGAGAAGAAUUUGGAUGACUCUUCACCACAGAGCAGUAGCGUUGAUUGGGCUAAUGGGAUGGAUAAAAAAGUUCCAACAGAUCCUACUAAUCAAAUGAUCCCUAAAUCGGACUCCGAGCCCGGUUUGAACCCGCAUCUUUCGGAAGCGGGUGUGGUAGUAGAUUCAGCUUCAGCUCGGUGGGAUCCGAAGGCGACGGAGUAUACUUUGGAAGGUAUAAAUAUGCACGUGCAACCGGGAACUCUGGUUGCUGUCAUUGGACCGGUUGGUGCGGGCAAGUCGAGUUUAAUUCAUGCGAUACUAGGGGAACUUCCGCUGGAAGGUGGUAGUAUCAAAGUUAGCGGCGAAAUUUCAUACGCCUCUCAGGAACCCUGGCUAUUUUCGGCAACGGUUCGACAAAAUAUUCUUUUCGGAUUACCGAUGGACAAAGACCGAUAUCGAAGGGUAGUGAAAACCUGUGCCCUGGAAAGAGACUUCCAGCUAUUUGCCAAUGGUGAUAAAACAAUUGUAGGGGAAAGAGGCGUUUCGCUAUCCGGGGGACAGAAAGCUCGGAUUAGUUUGGCGCGGGCUGUGUACAGGAAUGCUGAAGUUUACCUUCUUGACGAUCCACUCAGUGCGGUUGAUGCCCACGUUGGGCGGCAUUUGUUCGAUUAUUGUAUGCGAGGGUACUUGAAAGGAAAGAUAGUCAUUCUCGUUACACACCAGCUUCAGUAUUUGCAAAACGCUGAUCAAAUAGUUAUUUUGAAGCAUGGAAAAGUAGAAGCCGUGGGAAGCUAUGAUAGCUUGCGUAACACCGGUCUGGACUUUGCACAGCUACUGGCAGCACCAAGCGGGAAAGAAGACGACGACAGCACUGAUAACGAAUCUCUAAAAAGAUCAACUAGCUACAGAAGACAAAGCAGCGAGUCCAGCAUAGACUCCAGCACCGUUGAAGGCGAAAAUACCGAGCCAAUGAUGGAACAAGAAAAACGAAAGGAAGGUUCGAUUGGAUACGGGGUAUACAAGGCGUACUGCAAAGCCAGUGGAGGUUAUACUAUUGUAUUUUUCCUUUUUGUAACAUUCAUACUGUCGCAACUGUCUGCUUCCGGUGGAGACUACUUCCUGACGUAUUGGGUAAACAAAGAGGAAUCAAGAAUAAACCCUGUAGUAAAUACUAUUGACAACGGCACUGAAGUGAAAGAUGCAUUUGAACUGGAAUCUAAUAAAACAACCGGGUUUUUCACGGAUCUGUUGCACACUUUUAGACAGUUUACCGGCUCGGAUGAUGACGAUAGAUAUGUUGAUAUCUACAUCUUCACUGGGUUAACCUUGGCGACCAUCAUAAUAACACUCGGUAGAAGUAUUCUGUUUUUCAAGUCGGCGAUGCGAGCCUCUCGUAAACUACAUGACGCUAUGUUCAACGGUGUAACUCGAGCCACCAUGUAUUUCUUCAACACCAACCCGACAGGUCGAAUUUUGAACCGUUUUUCCAAAGAUAUGGGACAAAUUGACGAGUACCUGCCAUCGGUUGCAGUGGAUGUUAUACAAAUUUUCCUGUCACUUCUCGGUAUUGUGGUGGUGGUUGCUAUCGUAAAUCCGUAUAACCUGAUUCCCACGGUGGUCAUUGGCAUAAUCUUCUACUUCAUGCGUGAGCUGUACCUGCAUACAUCCCGCAACGUGAAACGCGUGGAAGCUACAACACGAUCGCCAAUCUACUCACAUCUGUCGGCUUCCCUCUCGGGACUGUCCACCAUACGUGCCUUCGGAGCGGAAAAAGUUCUCGUCCGGGAAUUCGACAGUCACCAAGAUUUGCACAGUUCAUCGUUCUACUUGUUCAUCUCUACGUCGCGAGCUUUCGGAUUCUAUCUGGAUGUAUUCUGUGUAAUCUACAUCGCUAUAGUAACGUUGACAUUCUUCGUUAAGGGUGACAGCGGCGGAAACGUUGGAUUGGCAAUUACCCAAGCUCUCGGUAUGACCGGAAUGGUUCAGUGGGGUAUGCGUCAAUCGGCCGAAUUAGAAAACACAAUGACAUCUGUUGAAAGAGUAGUCGAGUAUGACACGGUUGAUCCAGAGCCGGCACUGGAAGCGGAGGGCGACAAGAAACCACCGAAGGAAUGGCCACAGGAAGGUCGAGUUAAGUUCGAUAAAUUAUCACUGCGUUAUCAUCCGGAUCCCGGUACGGAUUACGUUCUGAAGGAAUUGGAAUUUGAAAUUCAACCGUGCGAAAAAGUGGGCAUAGUUGGUCGCACUGGUGCUGGCAAGUCCUCGUUGAUAAGUGCGCUGUUCAGAUUGUCCUACAACGAGGGCUCGAUUGUGAUUGAUGCUCGCAAUAUUCACGAAAUGGGUCUGCACGAUCUGCGUGGCAAACUUUCCAUCAUCCCACAAGAACCAGUGCUAUUCUCCGGAACAUUACGUUACAACUUGGAUCCGUUCGACGAAUACCCGGAUGAAAAAUUGUGGCGUGCACUUAAGGAAGUAAAACUGGAGAGUGCUGUCAAUGAGUUGCCAUCUGGUCUAUCCUCCAAAAUCAACGAAGGCGGCAGCAAUUUCAGUGUAGGUCAGCGACAACUAGUUUGCCUUGCCCGUGCUAUUCUGAGGGAGAACAAAAUUUUGGUGAUGGACGAAGCAACGGCAAAUGUAGAUCCUCAAACGGACAAACUAAUUCAGGAAACAAUUAGAGAAAAAUUCAACGCAUGUACUGUGUUAACGAUAGCACACAGACUGAACACGGUGAUGGAUUCGGAUAAGGUAUUGGUAAUGGACGCUGGACGUUGUAUUGAGUUUGGAACACCGUACGAAUUGAUGACGACCACUGACGGACCACGUAUAUUCCACGGAAUGGUCAAACAAUCGGGAAAAAGUGCCUUUGAAAAUUUACUAAAAGUUGCCAAAGAGGCUCACAACCGAAAACACGACAGAACUAGCAAGGAAGCCGCUAUGUAGUUUGGUUGUAUCUCAAGUACCAAGAAGCUGCACACAUUUCAUCUCAUUAUGGCCGAUCCUCACCAGAUAGUAUCACUAAUAGCUAUUAGUAUUGUGGAUGUUACUGAAACGUUUGAUUCAAACGGAAUUUAAUCGUACCUCAUCACAAGUGCUACUUAAAACAGCCACUAGUAAUCGUAAGAGUAAAUUUAAACACACGUGCUUUAAAAGUUAACUCAAGUGUUCCAAGUACAAAACAGUGUGAAUUUUCAGCCAGUAAAGUUGACGCUGAUGAUUUACCAAAUGUAUGUAUGUCUCGUACGUAAGUCUGAUGCUGAAAGGACUGCUGUAGAAAUAAGUGUAGUCAAAUUUGUACAACCGUAAUAAAAAGAAGAAAGUUCUAUCAUAGAUAUUAUCAACAAAAUAUUCAUAACGUUGUCUUUGAACUUUGUUGGAACACUUAAUUUACUCGUUGGUACUUAACUGCAAAUUUUUAGUUUUUUUUCCCCUGAACUUUCGUUUUAUACCCUAUAAAACUUCGGUACUCACAAUAUCCUGAUUAAUUUUGGUAUUCUAGUUUGGUCGUAAGUUGGUCAUAUUCUUAGUUAAUGUAAUAAGUGUACCUUUUUGAGUAAUACAUACGAAUUGAUGAAAACAGUA